Messenger RNA from Babesia sp. Xinjiang, 1065 nucleotides. RefSeq lists its product as uncharacterized. The transcript has a single exon. The record is from RefSeq and is a predicted model, not a curated record. Lineage: Eukaryota; Apicomplexa; Aconoidasida; Piroplasmida; Babesiidae. The coding region runs from base 1 to 1065 and encodes 354 amino acids.
AUGCUUAAACCAAAAUUUGCAAGCAGCCUCAGAGGCAUCGAUCAUAGCUUCUCAAGUAAUGAAGCUAGGGUGAAUUUAUAUGCGUUCGCACAAAAACAACUUAAAAUAGUGCAAAACGCUGCAUACACGCUAUCAAGAAUAGACCCAAAUGAAUUAACGCAGACAAAUUACAACCAAGUGGAACGGUUUACGAAACAUACCAAAAGGAUAUUACAUGAAACAGCCGGAAUAUGUCCUAACGAUGCAAACUUCAAGUCUAAGAUUAAGGCCGCUGAUCAUUGUACUGAAGCCACGAAAAUAAGAAUAGCUAGAAUGAGAAAUGAUGCUACUCUGGCCUUUAUAAUCGCAUUAGCGGGCCAUGAUCCGUUACAACUUAGAAACAAAGACACAUGGCAGAUGAUAUCGCAGCUGGAACUUAGCAACUUCACAGGUAGCAGCGUAGUGGCGCUCCUGGGAGCCCUCCACAAGUCAGAAUUAUUCGCCAAAGAGGAUACAAAAUCUACAGCAGAAACUUGCUUUAGAUAUAUCUUGCAAAAAUCACAUAUUAUGCGGAAACUCACUUCCAGAGAACGAUCGUUACUGCUUUGGAGACGGGUAGCAACAUUCUACAUGCUUGGAACUCUAGAGGAGACCCAUUUGAAACAAGUAAAAACACUCAUAUACUACUGUCACCAAGGACUCGAAGAAGAGGCCAUGUUCAUGGGACAUUCAGAACAACAGCAGAUAGAAUCUAGCCAGACUGAAAGGGCAUUAACGCGUAUCCACCAGACGCUCACAAACAUAUACCAAGCGGCAAUUAUUCUACGAUAUUGUAACACGACGAACAAAAAUGCUGAUGCAAUACCUGCACUGGGAUUCUCGUCUAUACAAAGACUACACCGGAUGAUGGACCUUGCCCACAGAUUUAGGGGACAAAAAACACAUGAACACAGGUCAAGUGACACACACGCAAAGGUCGCACUAGCGAUACGAGAUGCCAUACAACAAAGCUACAUGCAAUGCCUAUACGAACAAACAGUUGGAGAAAGUGCAUAUACUAUUGAUAUUCUAAUGAAGCACAACUGA